Messenger RNA from Plasmopara halstedii, 458 nucleotides. RefSeq lists its product as uncharacterized. The transcript has a single exon. The coding region runs from base 115 to 381 and encodes 88 amino acids. The record is from RefSeq and is a predicted model, not a curated record. NCBI's taxonomy places the organism in Eukaryota, Oomycota, Peronosporomycetes, Peronosporales, Peronosporaceae.
CUUUAAUUUAGCGGAAUAUUAUGAUGGAAAAAACUUAAUUUUCGUUUUAAAUACUACAAAAUAUCGUCAAUCACGAAGCAGAACAAGCAGCUAGGUCGUCAAUCGGUGUCCUCAAUGAUCUCAUCACUUGGUUCGUCUGUCACCAACAGCGUCGUGGCAUAUGCUCCAAGUAUGGAAAAAGGUAUGAAAUUUUCAGGAGGAGUCGUAGCGGCAGUGCUGGCCAUUCGCUAUGCCGGCAGCUUGCGCUCAGCCUGCGUCCUUGGGCUGCUGUCGGGUCUAUUUACACACUCGCUUUACGCGGAUGUUUUACGCAAGAAACAUCGUCGAAUUGACAAGAGGAAAGUUGAGCAGGAAGAAAACGCGGUAACAAUCAGCAGCUAACGAAAAACGUUCCUGUCAAUCGUUCUGGCUUUAAAUCGGACAUUUUUGGGUUUUGUGGAGCCUGAUUUGUAGCGACU